Harpegnathos saltator (Jerdon's jumping ant) is the source of this 8176-nucleotide messenger RNA. RefSeq names its product CLIP-associating protein (gene chb). Gene Ontology annotation, biological process: establishment of mitotic spindle localization; mitotic spindle assembly. The record is from RefSeq and is a predicted model, not a curated record. Bases 1324 to 5271 code for a protein of 1315 amino acids. Gene Ontology annotation, cellular component: microtubule organizing center; spindle microtubule; kinetochore. NCBI's taxonomy places the organism in Eukaryota, Metazoa, Arthropoda, Insecta, Hymenoptera, Formicidae. The transcript is spliced from 23 exons. Gene Ontology annotation, molecular function: microtubule binding.
CUAGAUGGCUCUUCGUGACGCUCGAUCGUGACGUAGAUCGCUUGAAACGGAGAAACGUUGCUAAAAUCUCAACUCUCAUUCCAUCGAUUGGGUAUAACUUAAAACUCGGCGACAUAUGACGCUCGGUUUGACUUAUUAACCGGACACUGGACAAGACUUCUGAAAACUUGACAGUUCUCAAAACCGGACAGUUGGCAACCCGCUAUCGGCGAUACGCUCUUGGAAUUCUCUCGGUUCCAGUAUCUUGUCGUAUAUUGUCGUUAUCGCUUCGCGGAUAGUCCUGUUAGAAUUAUCACGCUGCUUUCUUCCGUAAUUGCGUAACUGAGACUCGUCUUUUUCUGGCAAUUUCUGGCAAGUAGUGACCAUGGCAAGUGGUUAUUGAAUAAUGAUCAAGUUAAUCGGGGAGAGUUUUGGCUCUCCGUCGGUGUUGUGCCGUGUUAUCGCGGUGUUGUUACAGUCUCGUUGCAAACACAUCCCGUGAAACGAGGAAUCGUCUCGUUCUCCUCCGGUUGAUCAUUUUCGGGCGCGCGCGAUCAGGUAGACAGAGGCGGGCGCUAUCUAAUGAGUCGCUCGCAGCGGCGCAUUAAUAAGGCUCAUUCGCGGGAACAUCCAAUUAGGAUGUGGAAAUUAAUUCGACGUGGUAGCGUGCACGCGCGGGAAAGGGCGAGGAACAAGGAUUACUUUCACUGCGUGUACGCGGCUUGGGCGACAGUCGCGCGUUUCCCUCGCGGAUUUUACACUUUCGUGAGCUCCUCUCCUCUUCAGACAUUCAUUAGCGAGGAUCUCGCGAUGCAUCGCAGGGAGAGAAAAGCACAAAGCCGAGCGCGCGAACUCGUGCGCUCAUCAGCCGGCUUCUCGUGACUUGUCGCUAUCGCGAACGGCUCGAGUUUAGAGAUAACCGCGUUAAUUGCUCGCAAUAAACGCUCUCCAUAUCGCAUCCUCGCUCUGAUACUCUGUUGUUGUAGCCGCGGGAGGGGGUAAUUUACCGUCGAUUACCUCCCGCUUUCGUCUUCUUGGUGCUAUCGACUUUGUUCCUUCAAAUCUGCAGUUCGACGAUAUACCGUACUGCUGCUUGGAGGCUUCUGGAGGCUUCUGGAGGCGGUAGACAUUGAAAGGAAAAAGAGAAAAAAAAAUUCAGCGACAGUGCGAUCUCGAGAGAAGAACGGAGGUGGGAAAAUCCCGUUUCUCGCACCGAAUUUCAUUAGGAUGACGACGCCGGCGAAAUGCCAGCGUCGUCGUGGUAACGCUCUCGCGACCCGUCGAGGAAUUUAUCCUUGCCACUAGAGAAGGAAGGAUUCGUGCCUCGUGCAUAUAUCACUCGCGAUGAACGACGCCGACGUGUUAGUACCGAGCGGACACCGCUGCUUACGUCGGGGGUUGAAGAAGUACCCCAGUAUCGAUAAGAAGUUGUGGGAUGCGAGCAGCAGGUGGAUACUGCAGUGGGAUAACAUAGUCAAGCAUCCCGGGGCGAGGGCAAGAGGUUGUCACUGCGAUAUCCAUAAGCCACCGUGGUUGUACCCGGAUCUAGUUGGCAAGGACAGUGACGAGCCUGACAGAGCGGUCAAAUCGGCUCCCGUUAAGAGGCUGAACAUGCCGCCCAAAAGAGGUCAAUUUGGACCCGCGAAGACGCCAUCCUCCACGUUAGCUCACUCUGGUACUACUUCAUCAUCCACGGUUCCAAGGGCAGCGACCGUCAAAAGAGCUCUAUCAGUAAGAUCGGCAACAGCGCAAGCCGGAGCUGUCGACGAAGAAUGCUUCAUCACUUCGUUCGAGGACGUACCUACCGUCACGUUAUAUUCAGCAAAGGAUCUCGAAGAACAAAUGAAGAUUAUCAAGGAUACAGUGGGCGAUGACAAGAAAGACUGGAAACAGAGAAUGGAUAGUAUGAGAAAGUUAAGAGCCAUUGUACUCGCAGGUGGCACUAACUACGAAAAUUUCCACGAGUGCCUAAAGAGCGUACAGCGACCGUUCGAACAGGCUUGCACCGAUCUUAGAUCCCAAGUGGCGAGAGAGGCAUGUAUAACUCUAGCCUUUCUGAGUCACAGCCUGAAGACCAAAUUCGCCAGUUUUGGCGAGGCUGUUUUGCUCACGUUAAUGAACCUCAUACAGAACAGUGCCAAGGUCGUGGCGACAGCCGGUGCGGUGGCAGUUAGGUUUAUCCUUCAAAAUACCCACUGCAGUCGAUACGUGCCUAUUAUUAUAUCGUGCGUGAGCAACAAGAGCAAAGACAUCCGCCGCGCGUCCUGGGAAUAUCUGGCUUUAAUUCUGCAGACCUGGCCUACGCAGAUAUUGCAAAAGCACGUCACGGUAUUGCCAGACGCGCUCAAGAAAGGCAUCGCCGACUCUGACGCGGAAGCGCGAGUUUUUGCCAGGAAAUCAUACUGGGCAUUUAAAAAUCACUUUCCAGAGCAGGCUGAGAUACUACUUAAUAACCUGGAUGCGACAUACAAACGCUCCUUGAUGUCUCUCAGCAAUAGCGGCAGUAGUAAUAGUUUAAAUAUUGUGGCUAAUGCGAGAUCGUCGAGCGUUAGUCCACGUACAGCUCGACCUGUGAUGAGCGCGGCAGGUAGUACGGAAAAUUUGCAUCAGACCAUGGGCCAGCCACACGGCCCGCUCAGACGUACACCGUCCUUGCCUCGGUCUUAUCGUCAGUCUGGUAUCCCGAUACUGCAAAGACCAACAGACAGUCACUAUCGAGGUACACCAGGAGGAGUUCGGUCUACUAGUGCGAUCGAUCUGCAAGCUGCUCAAAGGGCGAAGGCUAGAUUAAUGUACGCUAAUAUGAGCAGGCAGAAAGCAGCUGCGGCAAUACCGCGUCCUAGUAAAUCACCUGAUCCCAACGCGGUUGCUAGUCCAGAAAGAGUCGCUAGGACCAGAACAAGAGUCUCCGGAGUUUCGCAAUCUCAACCCAGCAGUAGAUCGGGUUCUCCAUCGUCUAGAUUAAGUUACGCCACGUACAAUCGCGAGGGUGAAUCACUGAUUGGCAGGCCGAGGCGAUUGUCUGGACAUGCCAUCGGCAGCACGAGUAACAGUCGCGAGCCCAGCCCACAGAGAUUCGGAAUGGACAGAAGUUUCGCGAGCAAACUGAGGGGCAGAAAUCUUCACAUGUCGCCGACGGACAGCAGCAGACCGCCGGUUAUGGCGCAGAAGAUGCUGCAGAAGUCGCGCGAAGCCGAGUCCGCUUUGGCGGACGCGCUGACAUUCGACAGUAUAGACAACUACACCAGAAUACCGGGAACUAAAGGGGAUCACAGCGACGACAGCGAGAACAGCAGCAUAUGCUCGGAACGAAGCAUAGACGGUUUCAGGCGAGCUAGUGAUUCGUUCUCAUGGAGUGGCUCGCAACCGAGACUAUACCGUGAUAUAUGGGAUCAGUCUAUCCCGAAGGACAUCAAAGAGAUUAUUGAGAACUGUGCUCACAAGCAUUGGGGAGACAGGAAGGAGGGUUUAGUGGGCUUGCAGCAUUUUCUGAACACGGGCAAUACACUAACUACCACAGAAUUACGUAGAGUGACGGACAUUUUUACGAAAAUGUUCAUGGAUUCUCACACCAAAGUGUUCAGUCUAUUCUUGGACACGCUGAACGAAUUAUUGGUCACUCACAACGAGGAUCUCGGCGACUGGCUUUACGUUCUGUGCGCGAGGCUCCUCAAUAAGUUGGGUACCGAUCUACUGGGAUCUAUACAAGCAAAGAUCCACAAAACGCUUGACGUUGUGAGAGACUGUUUCCCGGGCCAACAGCUUCUACCAGCUGUGAUGAGGUAUCUGACAGAUCCCACACAAACACCAAAUUCUCGCGUGAAAGUAGCAGCAUUGACUUUUAUCACGCAGAUCGCUGAGACGGCAGAGCCGUCCGCUCUGGGCAGUUCUGCACCAACAGCGCUAGCACGGCUGCUCGACUGGUCGAAUGACGUUAAAAGCCAAGACGUUAGGAGGCACGCGCAGAACGCUGUGAUAUCGCUUUACAAUCUCAAUACGCCUCAAGUUACUAUGAUACUCUCCGAAUUACCGAAAUACUACCAAGAAACGGCGUGGCCUCUAGUACAGAAUCAUGUGAGAAAAUCGUCCGCCUCGAGUAACCCGGCGUCACCCGGCACACCGCCGCCUAGAGCGCAGAGUUCGCCAGCACGGACGAAGGUGAAAAACGACAAUAAAGCAGAGGGAAAGACUGAAAUCGACGGAGGGGACGAGAACCUGGAGGAGGUGUACAAAUCGCUGCGACGCACAACCGCUGAGAUUCAAAAUUAUGGCUUUGAACGUCUGGAAAGAGCCACUACUAGCAAGGACAGCGGGAUCAGUAACAUGGCGGAUGUGGAGGAGAGAAUGGAAGGCCUGACAUUAUCUAAUUCGGGCCGAUCUUCAUCCGUCUCCUCGCCAACCCAGCGAGGGCGAUCUGUCAGCAACAUAACAGUGAACGGGUCCAGCGAUACGAUAGCCGGCGAUUUGAUUCUACCUCAGGAAAAUAAUGGUUAUAAAACGCAUGGAUCAUCGCCAGACUCGAUAAACAGACCAGAGAUUGUGGAUAACAUGAUCAAGACUUUACAGUCCAAGAUGACGCAAACUACAGAGAAAGUCACUGUCUUACAGGAAUUCCAAUUGUACGUUCGCGAGGGUGACGCGGCGCAUAUUAAACGAAACUUCAAGAAAGUGCUCAAAACUUUAUUAGAUAGUCUAUCUAACGACGGUAAGGUGAUACAAGUAGAAGUGCUUCAGACGCUAAUCGACAUGCUUAAGUGCCCCGAAUUGGUAGAGAGCUUCUCCUUUUAUCCCGAGUUGUUAAUAUUGAAAGUUAUUUAUGCCUACAAAUCCGACGAUCAAAAGGUCGAUGCUUCCAGUGGUAGCGGCGGCAGAUCUCCAGUACAUUGGAACGCGGAAAAGUGCGCGGCGACGAUAGCCAUGGUUCUCAAGCCGGAACAAAUUAUACAUUUGGUCUCGACUAUCAUCGCCACGGAACCGUAUCCCUUGAAUAUGGGUGCAAUAAAGAUGUUACAUAAAGUAGUGGAGCAUUGGGGUCGCGAUGCGAUAGAACCCCAUCUUGCCAAGGUUAUGCCGGGUCUCAUCAAGGCUUAUGACGAUGCCGAGAGCGCUGUUCGGAAAAGCGCGGUAUUUUGCAUGGUAGCGAUCCACGUGGCGGUCGGCGAGGAAGUUCUCAAACCACACCUGAGCUGUUUGUACUCCAGUAAACUGAAGCUCCUGAAUAUUUACAUACAACGUGCGCAGCAACAGGCGAAUAGUCAACCGGCGAGUCCGCGCAGCAACAACAAAAAUUAACUAACAUCCAAUUCCACGACUCUCAGGGUCGCGAUACUUAAGAGGUUUGCCCGUUUGGGUGCACGGCAUGAACGAAUGCUUGUCAGCUUCCUCAGUAAGUCCAAUCCGUGAUUGUCGACGACGAAGACGAUGAAGUUGAUGAGGUUUUAACAGUAUAACUCGAAGGUUUUGAUACGAUAGAGACUGAUGCAUUUGACUGUAUGCACGUUAUAUCGCGGCAGCGUGCGAGCGUAUGAACGAACGAAUCGCCUCUCGCGAGACGACAGUGAUGUUGUACAGAACCGGCAGACCGGUGUUACGGUUCCAGCAGUUCGUUCCGGUGUGUUGCGCGUUUUUCAAGUUAUUAUUUUCUCGAACAAGCAGAGCCAACAACUCACUAUGUUGAAUUGAUCAGACCCCGAUGACGAGUGUCAUGUAAAAGGGUGACUUCAGUCGACAAGUGUGUCUGCGAAUAUUGUUCUGUGAUACGCUCACGAAGCUCACUCUAUGGAAACAGUCGCUGUCGUUAUUAACGUUAUUAUGAUUAUUAUUAUAUAAUAUUAAUAUGAUUUACAAAAUAGACGAUCCGUUUGAUCUCGCGCUGAUCAUCUCCUUUUCUUCUUUGUCAACAUAUGCGCGCUAUGCAUUACAUAUUUAUACAUUACGUUAUAUUUCCACUUUCUGUCUUACAUUUAUUUAUAUUUUAAUACAUUACAACACUUUCCAAUCUGUCGAGCAACUUGCAACCUUAAAACAAUAUCAAUCCUUCGAACGUGCAAAUUGUCAAAAAUAUUACUCUUACUCUCGCUUGUUUUGUCUUUCGCAUCAAAUACGCAAUUCGGUCAGACGCUCGGGAAAGGUGAAACAACUUUGGACAGCUUUGCAACAUAAACAUUUCACAAAUACAUCACUUUUAUUCAUGGAUUAUCACUACAUCACGAUACUGUACAUAAUAUGAUUAACCAUUUACGUGUCUCACGGUGGAGAGUUACAGUAUUUAAGAAAUUGCAGUAUUUUCUUCGAUUAUUAAGCGUACAGUGAAAUUAUCUUUCAUUUUGCAAGUGGCAACUCGUUGAAAUUCGACCUUUUUCCCUUCUCCCUCUUUAACGCUUCAUUUAACGCUUAACGAUUAUGAGAGAAAGAGUGACAGAAACUCUGAUGAUGUUUGACAAACUGCUUUCGGUAAAACGAACAAUAUACUGAGAGAAAAGGCAGGCGGUGUGCAACAUCACUGUCUUCGGACAACGAGCCGAUUAUCUCAUAGCGCGCAGCCAAAUGCUAAUCACGAACUCCCGUUUUGUGUUUAACAUGUAUGCUUGUUACCGGCUCACGAACGUUUAUAUGUUGCGUGUACGCGACAGUAACGUCGUGUCGCAUCUUUUGCAGCGGGCAAACGACGUGUAGGUAACGGGGAACAGUGGAAAGGAAAGUAUAAUUUAUUCGUUUGAAAUCUAUGUGCUAGUCAGAUUCCCAAGGACGCACAAUGACGUAAAAAGACUCAAACGAAGUAUAGUCGGGUCUUUUUUUUUUUUUUUUUUUUUUUUUUUUUUUUUUUUUACAAACCUUGCACAGACACACAAAUAAUACAUACAUACGAGAAAUACAUAAGAAGAAACAUGCGAGAGAGAAAGAGAGAGAGAGAAUGUGAGAAAAUGAGAGUCUGCUGCGUGAAUGAGAAAUUAACGCGCGUUAAGAGAAGCAAAACAGAAUAAUAAAGUAGCGAUGAUUAGCGCGAAACGAGAUCAGCUCGAGACUAACGUUUAACACUUAAACUUAUUCAUCACGUUGCCAAUAAUCGAAUGAACGCUAAAUCAAAGCUAACGUAACGAGUUUAGUAACACUUUGUGCCAUUGUCGUUUCUGUUUAUUGUGUAAGAAAAAUUAUAUAUAAUACUAUAUAUAGAUCCAUCCUUUGUCCUUUUCUUACUAUACAUUUAGUCAAAAUACGAUAAGGUGUAAUAAAAUAAUUUUAUUAUAAAUUUGUCAAAGUGAAUCAUUGAAGUAUUACGAGAUAUUAGGGAAAAUGAGAAAGAGAAGUGAAUCGUUUCGGAAACACAUUCGUAUUUGCUUGUCCGACGUAAGUAUUUACGAUGAUAUACAAAAUAGAACAUGUAUUAUGGAUGUUUCCCCAGAUAAACUUGUAACGCAUAUAAUGUCUGAUAGUACCUCGAUAAUUCACUUCAGCGUGAUGACGCAGUGAUCUACGUCUCGAACAUACACAUACACACAAUACGCGGCCAAACAGUGCCAAAAAAGAAAAGAAUAAGAGGAAUACUGAGUAUGAACUGAAGAUUAGAAGCAAUUAUUGGAACGUUAAACAAUGAGGAUAAAGAAAAGGAAAAAGAAUGAGGAAACACGGACGGGUUGUGUAUUUCUUUUACUUGGUGCCUUCGGUGUCGACGCGACGGGAUUUGAUUGAAGAUUGUCUUUCAUCGUCAUUACUUAGGAGCAAUUUCGCAGAUAGUACACCGGCAGAAUUAAAACGAAAAGAAAAAAGAAAGGAAAUAUGAGGAGAGUGUCCUUAAUUGUUGCCGACGUCGUAUAAAUGAAACAAUUUUGCGAUGAAAAAAAAGAGAGAGAGAGAAAGAGAGAGAAAAUUUUCUCGAUCACAUUAUCUAUCGUAGAAUAGCGAAUUCUAAACGGACUCGAUAUUUUUCCCAGUCUGCGAUCCGAUAGAAUCUCGAAAGUACAUUGUGCAAACGACUAUUUAUUCUACGCGCCAUCCCAUGUAUCACCUGCGCUUUUGCGACACUUCGUUCGAAGUUUGAAUUAUCGUCGAGAACAUUGAAAGAAGUUCCGGGGAAACUGAAAUUGCGUGCGCGUCUAAAUACAAUUUGCGCUCUAACGCCGCCGAGCGGAAUGUUGCGCUUUCUCAAGUCCGCCGAAAAUCCGGAUGCGCUGUCGAGAGAGAGAGAGAGAGAGAGAGA